GGGAGCGGUCAGUGGGCGCCGCACCCCUACGGCCCCAGGCUUGGUGCUUGGGGAGGAGGGCUGGGGAAGAGGAAAAACUGGACAACGCCCUGAGAGGGAGAGAUCGGAAUUUGACUGCCUGGGCCUGUGGCUGUUAGGGCUGGGGGACAGUGACCCGGGGACAAUUUGGGGGCAAAAUACCCAGGGUAGAAUUACGGAGGUACAGUGGCCUAGGGACCGGAGUUUGAAGAUUCAGCAGGAAAAAGAUUUUGGUGUCACAGUAACCAGGAUGCAGGAGUUGGGGGAACUCUGACCACCGGAUGUUUUGGGGGGCACAGUGACCAAGGAGUACCAUAUACGGGACACUGAUGCAGGUUUGCAUUGCUGGAGAUUAGAGGGAUCCUGAGGGGCUGUAAUUGGCUCACUCUGCCUCUGGGGGUCCUGAAGUUGGGGUGUCACUCAUGAAGGGGCGUCACCAGGAAAUCCUGCUCCGGGGGCUGUUCUUAGAGACUCAUUGAUGAGUUGGGAGAUUGACAUUUUUCCGGCCUCACUGAUGAAAGGGACUGGGAGGAGGCAUGGUGAACCGUGUGUGUUCUGAUCUCUUAAAAAGUUACACAGAAUACUCAUAUUUUGUCGUUGGAAGGAAAAACUACAUUCAAACAGGGUUUGACUGCAACCCCUUCAGCCCUCUUACGAGUCCUUUCCCUUUUCCUGUACAUUCUUUCAUGCUAUCUGCGCCUGCCAACAUUUACUGUGUGCUUUUCCUUUUCACUAAGGGAUCGAGAUAGGCGGAGGUUUCUGCUCAGGGCCUUUCCCCUCCCUUACCUUGGGCUGCUUCUCCUCGUUAGCACUCCGUGACAGUAAAUAUUAAAAUGCAUUUUUGCAAACCGCUGCAUGCACGCUCUUGCAAGGCAGGGACGUGGCCGGAACAGAAUCUGGGUGGAGGCUGGGAGGAGGGUGGGUAUCAAUUGACCUCCCUACGCCGCGAGGGUUCCAGCGCAUGCGCUCUGCAGCAGAGCCCGGCUCCCCGCGGGCGCUGUAUAACUGGGGAGGCCAGGCUGGCCUGGGGUGCCGGGUGGACAGCCCUCCCGCGGGAGGUGGCGUGAGCGGGGCGGGGCCGGAACGUGCUUUUUUGGGACCUCGCCUCGGGAGAGCAGAGUUACCCGCCGCACCGACCAUGGCCGCAGCCGCACUGGGUCAGAUUUGGGCCCGAAAACUUCUCCCUGUCCCUUGGCCUCUGUGUGGCCCCAGACGAUAUGCCUCAUCCAACUUUAAGGCUGCAGACCUGCAGCUGCAACUGACGCAGAAGCCUCAUAAGAAGCCUGACCCCAGCAAGCCCCUGGUGUUUGGGAAGACAUUCACCGACCACAUGCUAAUGGUGGAAUGGAAUGAGGAGAAGGGCUGGGGCCAGCCCCGAAUCCAGCCCUUCCAGAACCUCAUGCUGCACCCAGCCUGCUCCGCCAUUCACUACUCACAGCAGCUCUUUGAGGGCAUGAAGGCAUUCAGAGGCAGCGACCAGCGGGUGCGCCUCUUCCGACCCUGGCUCAACAUGGACCGGAUGCUGUGCUCGGCCCUGCGCCUCUGCCUGCCGAGUUUUGACAAGGCCGAGUUGCUCGAGUGCAUCCGCCGGCUGGUGGAAGUGGACAAGGACUGGGUUCCUGCCAGCACGGGUACCAGCCUCUACGUGCGGCCUGUGUUCAUCGGGAACGAGGUGGGCCUGGGGGGGGGGGUCCUGAAGGGGAGGGCUGGGGGCCUGGACUCCUGCGUCCCUGAUGUCCCCUUCUGCCCAUCACAGCCCUCCCUAGGUGUCAGCCCUCCCACGCAAGCCCUCCUGUACGUCAUUCUCUGCCCAGUGGGCACAUACUUCCCUGGAGACGCCGUGAGCCCUGUCUCCCUCCUUGCUGACCCAACAUUCAUCCGCGCCUGGGUGGGUGGGGUCGGCAACUACAAGCUGGGGGGGAAUUAUGGGCCCACGGUGUUUGUGCAGCUGGAGGCAAAAAGGAAGGGCUGCGAACAAGUCCUCUGGCUGUAUGGGCCUGACCAACAGCUCACUGAGGUGGGCACCAUGAACAUCUUCAUCUACUGGACCCACGAGGAUGGGGUGCUGGAACUGGUGACGCCCCCGUUGGACGGUGUCAUCCUGCCUGGAGUAGUGAGACAGAGUCUGCUGGACCUGGCUCAGACCUGGGGUGAGUUCCGGGUAGUAGAGCGGAAGAUCACCAUGAAGGAGAUGCUGCGGGCGCUGGAAGAGGGACGGGUUCGGGAAGUCUUUGGCUCAGGCACCGCUUGCCAGGUCUGCCCUGUGCACCAAAUCUUGUACGAAGGCAAGCACCUCCACAUUCCCACCAUGGAAAAUGGGCCUGAGCUUGUCCUCCGCUUCCAGAAGGAGCUGAAGGCGAUCCAGUACGGAACAAGAGCCCACGAGUGGAUGUUCCCAGUAUGACCCUGCGGGCUGUGCCGGCCACCCCCUGGGAUCCACCGACAUGUAGCGUGUAGUCACCGCCGGACCCUCGCCGCCCUACAAUGACUCACCUGAAGUGCAAUAUAAAAUAAAAGGACGGGGCCCGGGACGCCUGGGUCUCUGGCGCCCCCACGUGGUCGCUACACUCCCAAAGCCUUAAGGGCCGGACCCAGGCGUCUGGGCCCCUAGCCGCGCCUCUCAGGCCUUGGGGAUCUGGCCUCCCGGCUGCUCCGUGUUGUGGGUAAGGGUGUAAUUUGGCCCCGACCCCGCAUCACUCCGUUCUCAGGCCGGAUCUCCUGGUGCUGCUGUUCAUGUAUAUUUUUUCCCUCUUUUUGCUGCAAUUUUGAAGUAAAAUGCCAAAGAACAAGACAGUAGCUGUCAUUUCCAAUGAUGCAAGUCAGGGACUCUAGUGUUUUAACCAGGAAUCCUGGUUCUCAGCCGGUUUCAUUUUUAAGGACCCAGCAAUCCGAGCCCCCAAUGUUCUGGCAGUUUCUCUGACUUGGAAGGUUUUUCAACCUCAUCACAAACUGAGUUUAGCAUCUUCUCCCACUAGCCUGCACUUCCCCCACUUCCGCGUCUUGGGGACAGCCCAACCACACAUCCAGUCACCAGACCAGAUCUCUCGGCACUGUACCCCUUUGCCCCCAAAGCCCUGUCACUCUGCUCUGUCUGUCUCUUCCUCUCUGUCCCCUUGGCGCUGCAUCAGGUCAGACCUUGUCUUCUGCCUGGACGUUUGUCCCAGCCUCCUCUCUGGCCUCAAGUUUGGCCCUGACGUGAAACCGAUAAACAGCCAUUAAUGACUAGGUAGCUAGUAACUAAAGGGAUUUUUUUUUGCAACUAGUAAUUAUAGCUUUUAGUUGUUCGAUUGCCCACUGUUAACUGGGCUGCUUAGGCAAGAUAUUACCCAACUCCCACUAGGUUCCUAUAAAUAACAUCUCCCUGGUGCCUGGGUCACCAUGGUAACAGAUGUUUGAGCUGUUUUUCAGGAAUUAGGACCACUUGUCCAGUUCAGGCCGGUUGAGACCACCAACCCAUCAACGGGGCCCUCGAAGAUGCCCGAUAGGUGACUUUUUUGACGUCAAGAAGCUAAAAACUCCACCCUCAGAUCGUGCUAAGGCUGCCAUUUUGUGAACACGCGUCCUAUGAAGAGCCAUGCAGCUUGCCUACGCUUGCGCAGCUCACCAAUUACCUCACCUCUCCUCACCUCUAAUCAUCUAUUUCCACACCUGUCCCCUACCCCAUAAAUAUCCCUCAGUCACCAUUUUCAGGGAGGCAGAUUUAAGGUUCAUUAUCUUGCCUCCUCACUUGGCUGCCUUGUGAUUAAACUCUCUGCUGCAAUCUCUUUGAUUUGGUGAUUGGCUUUCUGGGCGACGGGCAAAAACAAACUGGGUUCGGUUACAAAAGGGGUCUUUCUACACCCAGAGCUGCCCCCGCUCACUCUCUUCCAGUGCCUGCAGGCAGUACUACAGAUAGUGGGCCCUGGUGGGUGUGGCAUGAGGCUGGAUACUGGACUGUUGGAGGGGGUGAACAUCUAGAAAUC
This is a messenger RNA of Diceros bicornis minor, 3980 nucleotides long. It is a transcript of the gene BCAT2, whose product is annotated as branched chain amino acid transaminase 2. The record is from RefSeq and is a predicted model, not a curated record. Gene Ontology annotation, molecular function: branched-chain-amino-acid:2-oxoglutarate transaminase activity. Gene Ontology annotation, biological process: L-leucine biosynthetic process; L-valine biosynthetic process. Gene Ontology annotation, cellular component: mitochondrion. Bases 980 to 2422 code for a protein of 480 amino acids. The transcript is spliced from 10 exons. NCBI's taxonomy places the organism in Eukaryota, Metazoa, Chordata, Mammalia, Perissodactyla, Rhinocerotidae.